GACCCAAUGAGGAGCUCGCGGUGAACUGUUGCUGAAUGGAACUAACAAGAGGCCAUUUUGCGCUCGGGGCCACGGACAUCAUCCAGAAAUAAUAAUUAUAAUUAAUAAUAACGACGGAAACGAGGGGCAGGCUCGGGACAUUUUCGGGAGAGGACGCGGUUGGUGCCAUGCGGUGACCGAGCCUCCUCCUCCUCCUCCUCUGUCGCCGCCGCGUCGCCACUUCUUCCUGCUCCCUGGAGGGUUUGUGUCUGAGGAGGAACAGGGAGGUGUGAAAGGGAGGGAAGAGGGGGGGCUUCACCGCAUUGCUACCCGACCCUUGGCUCUCCUCUGACCCCCGGCGAGGAGGAGGAAGAGGAGGAAGAGGAGGAGGAGGAGGAGGGAGUCAACAUCCAUGCGCGCUGACAAACAGGUGUACGGUUUCAUCACCGGGACGCGGCGCUAGCUAACGAAUCGCCACCGCCGCUGCUUCUUCGGCUGUUUCUCCGAGUGAGGACCCCCGGAGGCUUCACACGGAAGAGACCGGACACCUGCUGACAUGUUGCGGGAUUAAAGGAGCGAAACCGCAGUCGUUUUUUAAAAAACAAGGCAUUAAACGGGAGAAAGAUCUGGGAAUAAAGCUUGACCCGGAGGAGAGACUUAACCCUGAGCAGAGAGCAGAAGAGACAGGGCUUUCACCUCCUUGCUCACCUAUACCUGACUCUACUUAGCAAGUCUCCAGUCUGUUGAUUUUAUGACGGAAAGUGUGUCCCCCUGCAGUAGAUCAGUAAGAAGUGCUCUUCAAUAUGAAUACAGAUAGCGGAGGAUGCGUUACCAAAAGCGUGGCCUUGUCACUCAUACUCUCUCCCAUGAAGAGGGUCCAGAGCUCACCAAAUCUAGCCACAGGGAGUGAUUCUCACUCAUCAGACUUGGAUUCUUGGCGGUCACGGAGCGUAACAGAUGGCCUUAAGAACGGAGACGCCGGCAGCUCAUCUCUCGCUGCCAAAGGCUUCCGAAGCGUCAGACCCAACCUGCAGGACAAAAAGUCACCGACACAGGACAUUGGUCACUUGCCGUUGCCACCCCCCAGGAGAGAGAGUUUCCACUUCUCGCCCACUGGCACUAAUCCACCAGACUAUAGCUCCCUCAUUGCCUUGGCUAAUGAUUCUGGCCCUGGAAUGCUAACAUUCACUCACAAUGAGAAAGCGGUAUUGAAAGAGUCCUACACGAUUAAUAGCACAUCCUCUUACGCCUAUUCAGAGACCAGUGCAAACUUAGUCCAGCAGGAACACCAGGUCCCAAAAGAUUGUAUUGAAUCUGCCACCUCUAAUAAUAAACAGGUCCGGGAGCGUAAAGUGGCUUCACUCAAACUAACUCCGGUCACCAUCCCUGACCCUCCUGCUCACCUCAACUCUUACCUUGAUCCCCAAACUAAGACCCAGACCGCAGCUUCCCCACCUAUCCCAAGGGGUCCCACUCUCCCUCAGCCCCCGACAAGGACAGCCUCGCUCUCUGUCCACUUGGGCCCUGAGAAUCUGAAAAAUCCCGAGCGUCAACCUCCAAAUCCCACAGCAGAAGCCCUGGUCCCAGAUCAAGAACUAUAUCAAGCCUCAAGUCCGGCCGCAUCGCAGGUGGAGAUGACGAAACCUCCUCCUGCAGUUCCACCGAGACCUUCUCCUGCAAAACUGUUGGGGCCACCAUCCCCCAACCCCACCUCUCCGCACUCCCCCUACCACAGCUCAGAAUCACUCAACUACCUGCCAGGCCUCAUGCCCAAGACCCUAUCGCCCACCCCCUAUGUUCCUAGCGGAGCUAGUGGCGCAGCCGGUGCGGUCACUGUGAGCACCGGUGGCUUCGUGUCACCCUCGGCUUCCCCUGUGUCAGCUCUCAGCCACUACUCGUCCUCCACGGCGGGUCUGCUGGACGAGCUGCAGAUCUGUAGCCUGGACUCACCCGAUGCCUCACCCACGCCAUCGCCCACCCUCAGCCAUGUCUCUACCUACACAUCCACUGCUGGCCCUGAUGAUGCGCUAACAACCUCUGUGGCCUCCACUGCUGCAACAGCCACUGUCACUAACGGCCAGGUCCUCUCUCACGCUAUGAAUGGAAGCACAAGCCAUCCACAGAGACCCCUCUCUCCCCCAUCCUAUCCUCCUCCCCCCACCUCACUCCACACUGGGCUCCAGAGACAGAGCCGGAGUUCGGAGGGCAGCGAGUCUGUCACCAGAGAGUCUGUGGUGUCGGGCCACACCAGUGUCAGCAGCACUGUGCCCAUUGCCUCCUUCUCAGAAGAAGAAAAGAAGGUCUCCAUCAUUAAAGCCCCUCAUUAUGAAGGCAUCGGCCCUGUGGAUGAGUCCGGCAUUCCUAUCGCCAUCCGCACGACGGUGGAUAGGCCUAAGGAUUGGUAUAAAACUAUGUUCAAACAGAUCCACAAGGUUCACAAAGCAGACGAUGACUACUCUGACACAUACAAUGCAACUUAUGCUGUCAUUAACAACGAUGACCACAGCCUUUCAUCCUCUGCCACCACCAUGGCACACCCGGCUCCCCGGACACACACAUACAGGCCGCUGUCCAAAAGCCCCUCAGACAAUGGAGGGCAUCUGGGGCCUCGAGAACCCUCCCCAUCCCCUGUACCCCCACCGCCUCCACCCAUGCCGUCCCUCCUGCAACUGAGGGCCAGAGAUAGCGACCGUGAAAAAGAUUCCCCAGACAUGAAUGAAUGGGGUCCCCCCGACAGGAAAGUGGACACACGAAAGUACCGUGCGGAGCCCAAGAGUAUUUUUGAGUAUGAGCCCGGGAAGUCCUCUAUUUUGGAGCGUGAAAGACCAACCUAUGAUGACAUAGAUUUAGAGAACGAGCCUUGGUAUAAGUUCUUUUCCGAGCUGGAGUUUGGGCGGCCGCCUCCUAAAAAACGACUGGAUUAUAAUCCAGACAUCUCCGCUCGCCAGCACAUUGAGACGUCCCUGUACAUCGCUCCUGCUGACAAGGCUCUGGAGAGACCUGCGAGUGCUGCCAGCGACUACAGGAAGAGAAGGAAGUCGGAGCCGUCAAGUUCCCAAGUGAACGCUCAGUCUCAGAGCAGAGCUGCAAAUUCCCCUAAACCAGUGGAUGCCUACAGACCCAGCAGCAGCUUAAAGAAGCCCGUCAUUCGUUCCUCACCAUCCUCGCCCUCCAGAGCCAAAGACCAGGAUGUCUCCAGAAGUUAUUCCACAAUGGAUGGACGCCACACACCCCAGAGUAGAAGAGCUACUCCUGACAGAGAGAAACAGCCUGCAAAAGCAAUUUAUGAUUUUAAGGCACAAACAGCUAAGGAGCUGACAUUUAAAAAGGGUGAUGCAGUAAACAUCAUCAGGCAGAUAGACAACAACUGGUAUGAGGGAGAGCACCGAGGACGGGUGGGGAUAUUCCCCAUAUCAUAUGUAGAGAAGAUGCCGUCCACAGAGAAGCAGCAGCCGAUCCGUCCUCCUCCGCCGGCACAUGUCAGAGAGAUUGGAGAGGCAGUGGCUCGCUAUAACUUCAAUGCAGACACCAAUGUGGAGCUGUCUCUCAGAAAGGGUGAGAGAGUGAUUGUGAUAAGGCAGGUGGAUCAGAACUGGUACGAGGGCAAGAUCCCAGACUCGACCAAACAGGGCAUCUUCCCCGUGGCCUACGUUGACAUCAUCAAGCGCUCCCCGUCCAAGAGCUCCGACCACCACACAGAUCUGCGUGGUCACCUUGGCCACAGGACGCCAAGCAGUUCAUCCAGCAAGCCUUUCUACCAUCUACCUCCAUCCUCCACCACCCGUGACCUCCCCUCCCCUCACCCCUCGUUGAGAAGGCUUGACCUACAAGCUGUCACCAACGAGUGGCUGUCCCUUACUCUGGACACAACAGCGUCCACACCAGCUCACUCCCGCACGACCACCCCUGCACCACCCACACCUCCCCCUCUUCCAGUUGACUUUGCACCUUUUCAAGCAGCUCACGAACUUAAGACACCCUUGUCCUCACCCUCGCCCUCACCUGCACCGACACAGAGAGGCUUUGCUCUCCCGCCCCAGACAUUUCCCAGAAAUUCUCCUUUUAGAGAAAUGAGACUCACCCCAGCUGUUCAGCCUUUUCCCCAACCUCCUCCUCCUCCUGCCGCCCCUCAUCCCUCACUCAUCUCUCCACAGACUGACUCUUUUCUCCAACACAACAGCAGCAGGGGGUGCACUGAAACAGCCCAAAUGUUCCACAUUGCUACGCCAGAGGUUUUGUUCUGCGCAUCACCAGAGCCAGAAAAGUCACUCACACAAAUUCCACAGUGGUACAAGUCAACUGCACCAGCAACCAAAAGCACCAAACAACCUGACAUUGAGCUGCAAGUAAAAGAUCCUUAUGACGAGCUGUUAUCCAUGAUCCUGGAUGAUUCUACCAGCACAGAUGACGUUGGUGUUUCAAGAUUGUCUCCGAUAGAUUCCCCACCAGCUACGCCAACCAAUGAAUCCCAGAAUAGGCUUAAGUUAAACGCAGAAUCCCAUCACCUGGUGGGGAAACCCCCAGCGGUCACUCCAGCCAGCAAACCAGCAGGCAGCGUUCGUUUAGAGGUGCAGUUUCUCAAGCCUGUGACCAUGGAGCCACUGUCAGUCGCCUGGGGAGGGCAACCGAAAAGUUUGAAUGAGGAUGAACCAGUGGAGUCUCAAAGACCGCUGUCGGUCAAGGGGAAAGGAUUCACUGAGUUGUUCAUUGAGGAAGAGGAUGAAGCUUUAGAGGAGAAAGAGGAGGACGUUAGAGUUUUAAAUGAAAGACUCAGUCCACAGGCUGAUGUCUCACCACCCACCCUGACACGACUCUCUCACCCCGGCGUCUCCUCACCCUCUGUACUACCACCUCUGACUUCCUUAUCACCUCCUCCUUCUUCUUCUCCCUCUUUAUUUGCUCCUCCUUCGUCUUCUCCCUUGCGUCUGCACCAGCGUGAUCUUAUCACCCCCCCCACAUCUCCCUCUUGUUCCCCUCGGCCCCCAUCCCCCCCUUGCUCUCCUCGGCCCCCAUCCCUUCCUCGCCUCUCAACAUCGCCCCUGCCUCCCCUCUCUACACCUGUCUCGCCACCUCCCCUCCACUCCACUCAUCCCUCUCAAAUCGUUCCAUGUUCAUCUCAUCCGGUCACGUCCUUCCCCGAAUCAGAGUCACCAUUACCCCUUCCCCCCCGGUCUCUCCCUAAACCCACCUCUCCUCCCCGAACUCCCCCCAUCGUACCCCAUCCAGGACAUAGGUGUCCCAAGGUGAAGGAUCCUGUUGUCGGUGGUAAACCUCCCCGUAGCCCCAUCUUGUACCGGAGGUCCUAUCUGUCACCCGUUAGAGGUCGAAGGCGAUUAGUUCAGGAUGCACUCCAUGGGGGAGGAGACCCAUACCAGGCCGUGUACAACUACAUGCCUCGUAACGAAGAUGAGCUGGAGCUGAGGGAGGGCGACAUCGUUGAUGUGAUGGAGAAGUGUGACGAUGGCUGGUUUGUCGGGACGUCUCGAAGGAGCAAGUUGUUUGGAACCUUCCCAGGAAACUACGUGAAGCAGCUAUAAUGAUGAUUCCAGACCCCUCCUCUUCCUCCUCUUUGCCUCGCGCCCUUCUGUGACACAUUCAUCGCCCUCAGCACAGCACCUGCAGGACGCCGCCUCCCCACAGCGCUCAGCAGAGACCUGUCGCACAUCGCGUUCGCUUGUACGUGCGGCUCGUUGGCUUCACACGAACAGAACGUUUAGCUCUAACUCGCCAUCUUUAACAGAAGACUUCUAUGAGAUGAUGUUGUUUUUUUAAACCUAUCUUUUAUCCUUAUUUUUCUAUCACGGAGAACCCAAACCUUUGUGCUCCGGUCAGUGACCUUUAACUUUCCACAGCGAGGGAAUGAUUGCGAUCACUCGUCGACAGUGAGCAGCACGAGGCAGUGAUGCUUUUCUUUCUGUUUCAGCUGUUUAAGGGCAGUAAGAUCACCACUGUCACCUUUUUUAUCUAAUUUUUUGGUGUAUAUUUAACUCAAAAACACUUGUCACAUUUCAUUUCAGUGUUCAAUCACAAAAAUCUACAGAGACGUUGAGUACAGAGCGUGUUGCACAAACGGUCCACACGUCCGUUUCAUGGACUGUCGUGGGGCCUGUAGCCAACAUGCUGCAUCAAAAGGUAGAAGGAGUAACAUGUGGAGCAGACGUGUGUGUUACCCCAUGUAUUGAUAAAUUGGGGAUAUCGUGUUUCAUGAUUGUGCAAAUAUUUGAAUAUUGCAAACGAGGAAGUAGAAGUAAUAUUAUUGAAACUGUUCUACUGUCUGUCCAAAAAUAAUACAUUAGAUUUCAAGUAUGAGAUUUGAAAGCAAAUAUUUUCGUCUCCACACUAGGAUUGAUGCACUUUAACGCAAUUUUAACACAACGUUGUGUUUUUGUCUUGUUUCAAAUUUCACUUCAGAUUUCAUACACCAGAGGUUGUUAUGACUUUGUGGCUCAUGGGGGAAUAUCAGCCGUGUGUGGAAAGUGUAUGCAAAAAGGUUACUGACCUUUUUUAGGUAUUAUAUUUAUUAGAGGACGAACGGUGGUCAAACUAUGUAAUGAGAUGAUUUUAGAACAUGUUGCUCUUUUUAACAUAUUCUAACAGCAGCGAGACCCACGUUUGAAGGAAUGUUAUUUUAUUGUCAAGUGUCAUUGUCCAGAUCAUAGACUGUAUAUGAAGAGGGAUGACAUGUCUUCACCCCCCCGCCACUAUCCAGAAAUGAAGCCAAACUAUCCCGGGAAUUAACGCAGCUUUUUGGAGCCAUCGUCUGCACAGUAGACAAAUUUGUAGAUAGAUAAAAUAUGUUUACAAAUCAUAAAACCCAUCAUAAACCUCACAGUCCACAAAACGAUCUACAGAAUAUAAUCAAAAAUGUCCUCAUGUCCCAUCAACUAACAUGGAGGAGGCAGGGUUAAUGACCUGUACUGCAGGAAGCCACCAGGGGGCGAUUGAGACGCUUUGGCUUUACUUUUGGGGAGCUGUCAUGUCGUCCAUCGGUACAGUCUAUGGUUCAGAAAGAGACUGAUGUUAUGUUGAAUUUAUUUAAGUCUGUUACCAUGUGAGAUAGAAUUUUAUGGAAAACUCCAGUCGCGUAAACUGCAUUUUUUUUUUUUCCCCACUAGAUGUUGGUUGGUGGCUUCUUUUCAAAUCAGAGUGAAUAGGUAGCACGUCACUGUUCAUGUGUUUAGAAACCAUUUGGAAUCAUUGGCAAAUCUCCAUCUUGGCUUGUCAAGCACAGUGAAUCAGUUUUUAUUGUCAUUUUUUUUCUUCUCAUGUUUGUGUUUUCACGAAAGACGGACACUGACAACAAAUCAAAUGUUAAAGCACCUUAAAGUAUAUUUUGUUUCAUCAUCCGUCGUCCACCAUGUCACCCCCCCCCCCCACACACCUCACUGUCAUCCACUGUUUCCGAUGGUGUGAGAACACUUGGUGUGUUGCGUGUGUGUCUGUGGUGUUUUUGUAAGCCUUUUUUGUAUGAGAGCUGUAAAAUGGCCAACAUCCACUUUGCUUUAUAAACUCAGCUUUUUCUCACCCACCAUCAUAUUCGGUUUCCUCUGCUUUCUUCACGUGUUCGUCACCGGUGGUGCUAAUUUCCUCUUUUUGUAGCCAGGCGUUAGGCCUUGAUUUCCCCCUCCCCCGGGUUAUCUGUUGUUUUCACAGUCAGUGACGUAUUUAAACUGAAGUUACUGUAGGUAGACUGAGUUGGUGAUUGCUGCCUUACAUCCAACUCACAAGUUUAAUAGCCAUGUAUAUGUAAGCCUCUUCUGUGAUGCAAAAAAAAGAAUCAUUUAUGCAUAAUGUAGUGUAGAGAACAUCAGGACAGUGUUUGACCAUGUGCACAUGAACUCAACAGUGAUGAAACUUUCAGUAAGCAUCUAAUCUGCCUCUCAUACAACAACGGGGACAGAUUCUGACUGAGAUUCUGACUCCUGAGAUGUUUAUACAUAUAACAAAAGUGUAAAUCUUAUAUGUUGUUCAUGUUAAUAUCAGAUUCAGUGCACACACUUGGACCUAAGUAUUUCUACAAUAUCUUAGCAGUUAUUGGAUGAUUUUAUGGGGCUGUAUUGCUAAUAAAAUCCAGCUGGUAGAUGAAAUAUUUCCAGCUUUUUUCUCCUGUCAGUUUAACAGAUGAGAAAACUCUUUUUGCUGAUGACUGAGAAGGAAAUAUCAUGAAGUGUGAAGGUACCUGCACAGUUUUUAACCCUUUACUUCUGUUCUGCUCCCAAAGCACUGAGGGUCGGUGUCACACAUUCACGUGCCUGUUGCACACAGUUCCACAUGUUCACAGGUGGUGGCGGUAUUGUGCCAGUUGAAGCUGAUACAUACCAAUGCAGGUCUCAAUGAGAAAUGUUUGGUGAGGAAUGAAAUGAAGUUUCACUUUGCUCAAAGUCCAUUUCAUCCCACUGACGACACAAAUCUCUGAAAACAGGUCAUUUCUUUCAUUCAAAAAAAUGUGGUUUUCAAAGACAUUUGGAAAUUAUUCACAAUAACAACGCAAACAGAUUUGCGAACAAUACAAUUAGUGAUUAUU
This is a messenger RNA of Paralichthys olivaceus (Japanese flounder), 8503 nucleotides long. NCBI's taxonomy places the organism in Eukaryota, Metazoa, Chordata, Actinopteri, Pleuronectiformes, Paralichthyidae. The record is from RefSeq and is a predicted model, not a curated record.